CUGUGCCUACAAGUGUGUGGAAGGUCUCAUUUAUUGUUUUACAACAGUGAAAAAAUAAUUAAUGUAAAAAAAAAAAAAUAGACACUGCAAAGGUACCUAAUUAAAAGAGAGAUCACCUGUGUGUAGUUACAGGGCUUCAAAUGACAAUGUAUUUUGUCCCGUGUUUAUUUUUUGUUGUGAAACAGUUUAAAUCAUCUGCUCUAAAAAUAAUUACAUAUACAGUUUUAAAUAAUUUAGAUAAUAAUAAAAUAAAGGUAAAGUUUGACCCUUUAAGCCAAUUAUAGCUAAAGGUUUACAUUAUGUUGCUACAUAAAUUCUACUGUAUGCUGUGUCACAUAUAUUUACCAAAUACCUGUUACUUUCUGAAAAGUAAAUUAUAAAUUAGGACAGUAUUACAAUUUGAUUUGUAUUUACUCUUAGGGAAUUUAACAAUGUGGUUCAACCAGUGACUGAAAUCUUCCUGUGAAGAAGUAAAAAAACAUCACAUAAAAAUAAAAACAUUUAAUGACCAUUAACUGUGAGUUAUCAUAAGACUCUUGUGUACAUGUUUGUCUGUCACUGUAGAAUCAUUUACAUUAUGUUAAGACACAUUUUCCACAUUUAUGUUUUUUAUUAUUUUCACUGUUGCACCAAAUGCAGUAUUUGUAUUAUUCUGACAGAUAUUGCAAAAAUAUUUAUGGUACACUGUAAUAAAUGGUGGGUUUUAUUCAGGUAAAUUAACCAACUUAAAGUGACAAUGUCCCUUAUGUAAUGUGUCAUUAAAUAACAAAUAAUGAAAAGAAAUCAAAACCAAAGGAAAGAUGCAUCAAACUCUGAUGAAAGCAAGUUUUUUAAAAAUGGUUUGUCAGUAAUGGUGUAACGCUUUUAAAGUCUAUGUCAACUUUUACAAAAAAAUAAAUAAAAGAAGAUUAAAGUCCAACGACACAAAACAAAUAUGUGCACAAAAAUCCCAUUUCAUGUUUGUGUAGAGGUCGGUUGAAGGUGAACUGACUUGUUUUGUUUUUUCUCUGCAGUGUGUGUGAGGCUGAAGCAGCAACAUCAGGAUGGCCGACAGUCCCUCAGUCACACCCGGACACACAGAAAGCAGUGUCGAGCGAAAUCAGACGUCCCUCUGUGUUCAGAUGAUGACUGGGUUUCGAAAUGCCCCUCUGGCUGCAGACUCCAAGGUCUGAUCUCGCAGAUGGAGAGCGAAGUGGAGGGAAAACUGUGGAAGGUGUGUAAGACGGCAAAGAUAUAUGAAGAUGCAGCUGACAAGUCCAUGACAGUGAUGACACACAUCUACAACUCCAACCGGAGAGUCAUAGUCAACAGAUACAUGUCAGAGCUGAAGUUUGUGGAACGCGCAGAAGGAUUGGCCGGGAAUCUCACCUCGCUACGGAAACGAUCGUCCAGUCUGUCGCAGCGACUUAAGGAGCUGCACGGCAACAUCCAGGAACAGAUUGAUGACUUGUAUCGAGCUGAGGUGGACAUUGACAUGAAGCUGCGAGCCUGCCAUGGGUCCUGCCGGUCAGCGCUACCAUUCACUGUCAAUCAUCCCAGUUAUGAGAUGCUUCAAAUUGACAUGGACAAGAUAAAUAACAAUCUCAACCAGAGAAGCAAGGGUACUACGCAUCCUAAAGACAUCCCCCGUGUCACGCUGCAGCCUGUAGAUGUAGGCCCGGCACCAUCUGCUGAAUAUAAGACCAUCCCAACAGUCCAGCGAGAGCUGUUGACCCAGUUUGAGGACAUUGGACAGAAUCAGCUAGUUCUGGAGGAACUGCUGGAGGACUCUGCAGAUGUGGACGUAGAUAAUUACGUAGAUCUGGAAUGAAACGAUUUGACUAGGGGUUGACAGUUUACAGAGGAAGUAAGAGAAGAUUGGCACUUUGAAACUUGGCAAUUUCACAAUGUAUAACACUUUACUCUUUACGCUAUGCAACACAUUUCAAUAUCUUCUGUUUUUUUGCUGUACUGGAAACUAGUACUGUAAUGUUUUCAAGGUAAAAUAUGAAAUGUUGACUGUUUAUGUAAGAAACAAACCUCAAACACCAUUGUUCCAGUGUUUUAAUGACUUUUUGGUGAUGUGAACAUAAUGUUAGAUUUAACAUAGUAACCAUGUACUUUCCUGCAUGUUGGUAAAGGCUCUUAUUACCUCUGUUCAAUAGCUACACACUUUUGAAUACUAAAACACACUCCUCAUUAUUCCUCUGUUAUUUAUUUGUGUCUCCCAUAAUAAGGCACUUAAAAAUACCUUUCAGCACAUUAUACAGUAAUUUCUGUAUAUCCAACCAACUGCAGGCUUUUCUUCACGCAUUGUGUAGAUCGGGCAAUUGUUGCACACAAUUUUGCACAAUUCUGUUACUUGUGUAAAUUCUAAUCCCAUUUGGUUGUGACUACUGGAAUGAAAUAUUUUCUUAUCACCAGGUUAAUAAAUGAAAAUUGAUGCAUCCAAAACCUUACAA
This is a messenger RNA of Seriola aureovittata, 2441 nucleotides long. RefSeq names its product fibrinogen alpha chain. Gene Ontology annotation, biological process: blood coagulation. The transcript is spliced from 4 exons. Bases 1181 to 1810 code for a protein of 209 amino acids. The record is from RefSeq and is a predicted model, not a curated record. Lineage: Eukaryota; Metazoa; Chordata; Actinopteri; Carangiformes; Carangidae.